Messenger RNA from Knipowitschia caucasica, 435 nucleotides. The record is from the annotation of a GenBank genome assembly. Lineage: Eukaryota; Metazoa; Chordata; Actinopteri; Gobiiformes; Gobiidae.
AUGAUCACCAUCUACCUUCUGCUGUCCGGGGACAUCCACCAAUGCCCCGGUCCGACAAAUGGUCUAACAUCAGAUAGCCACCAUAGCAUCAAAUCAAACCACUGUAAGAGCAUCCCAGGAAACUCACAGGUACGCACGUUUACUACAAGCUACAUGUUUGAGCUAAACACUCACCUCGAUUCUCUCAUCUCCCCGGCGAGCGCGGCGGAGCCAGUGAUCGGCGCGGACGUGGUCACCGGUUGGAUGGAUCCAUCAGGGACUAGCGGCGAGUUUACCGGCUGCGCCGCUCUGCCCUCUCCGCCGCACGGGAUGCCCCCGUCGGUCGGGUAUUUGGACGAGGACGCCUUCCGGGUUGGCCGUGGGGCGCUGUUUCACCGGGGUUCAUCGUGCGCAUUGGACUGUGCCGUGUCAGACCCUUUCUACUACGGCAAGUAA